ACAACAACACAAACAAAUCAACACUCAAAACAACCACUCUCGCGAUAAUCGCAAACCACGCAAUAAUCACAAAACACAUUAUAAACCUUAAUACCACAUCAACAACAACAUCCAAAAUGUCUCAGUCUCGCAUUCUCCCCAUUCUCGGCGCCGGCGUUGUCGGUCUCGGCGGCUACUACAUCUAUAAGUCCGGAGGCAGCCCUUCGGCCGCUGAGAAGAAGUUUGAGGCCGACCUCCACCGCGGCGCUGCCAAGAUCAAGUCUGAGUUGCCCAACUCUUCGCAAACCAACGCCCGCCAGGAGGGCGCCCACUACGGCAAGGAGAUCGGUGGCAAGAUUGACGAGGCUGUCUCCCAAGCAGACAAGACCUACUCUUCAACCAAGUCGCAAGCCGAAGCCCUCGCCAAGGACACCAAGGCCGAAGCGCUCAAGAAGAUUGACCAGUUCGACCGCACCGUGGAGCAGAAGGCUGCCGAGGCCAAAGCUGAGGUUUCCAGCUGGUUUGGUAGCGGCAACUCCAAGUAAAUUGUUGGCGAUCCUCAAAUAAACAUCGAAAGCAACAACGACAUCAAGUGCGCGAAAGGGAAGGAAAGCAUGUCAGGCGUUUGUCUAUGAUAAUGAUGAAAGGGUUAAUGAU
This is a messenger RNA of Neurospora tetrasperma FGSC 2508, 636 nucleotides long. RefSeq lists its product as uncharacterized. The transcript is spliced from 3 exons. The record is from RefSeq and is a predicted model, not a curated record. NCBI's taxonomy places the organism in Eukaryota, Fungi, Ascomycota, Sordariomycetes, Sordariales, Sordariaceae. The coding region runs from base 117 to 524 and encodes 135 amino acids.